This is a messenger RNA of Sapajus apella (tufted capuchin), 539 nucleotides long. RefSeq names its product S100 calcium binding protein A12 (gene S100A12). Gene Ontology annotation, molecular function: calcium ion binding; RAGE receptor binding. The transcript is spliced from 3 exons. Bases 142 to 420 code for a protein of 92 amino acids. Gene Ontology annotation, cellular component: extracellular exosome; cytoplasm. NCBI's taxonomy places the organism in Eukaryota, Metazoa, Chordata, Mammalia, Primates, Cebidae. Gene Ontology annotation, biological process: antimicrobial humoral immune response mediated by antimicrobial peptide; endothelial cell migration; positive regulation of canonical NF-kappaB signal transduction. The record is from RefSeq and is a predicted model, not a curated record.
AGUAAUUUCUUCACCCAAGGGUGAAGAUGAAGCCUGGACUGAUUAUAAAAGCUUCCUUUGCUCAGUACCCUUCACUGCUGCCAGCUUCUUGCUGUAGCUCUGCAUUCCUGUGCACUGAGGGGAUAACGUGAGGCUGGGAAGAUGACUAAACUUGAGGAGCACCUGGAGGGAAUCGUCAAUAUCUUCCACCAAUACUCAGUUCGGACGGGGCAUUUUGACACCCUCUCUAAGGGUGAGCUGAAGAAGCUGAUGGCAAAGGAGCUUGUAAACCUCAUCGAGAAUGCCAAAGAUAAAGCUACAGUUGACGAAACAUUCCAAGGCCUGGAUGCUAAUCAAGAUGAUCAGGUCGACUUCCAGGAAUUCGUAUCCCUGUUGGCCACUGUGCUGAAGGCUUCCCACGACAAUACCCACAAAGAGUAGGGAGCUCUCUGAAGGUCUUUUACCCAGCAGUGUCCCCAACGAGGGUCUUUCCUUUCCCUCACCAAAACCCAGCCUUGCCGAGGGGAGUGAGAGUUAAUAAAUGUACUCAUGAAAAGUUC